This is a messenger RNA of Botrytis porri, 1764 nucleotides long. RefSeq lists its product as uncharacterized. The record is from RefSeq and is a predicted model, not a curated record. The transcript has 3 exons. The coding region runs from base 1 to 1053 and encodes 350 amino acids. NCBI's taxonomy places the organism in Eukaryota, Fungi, Ascomycota, Leotiomycetes, Helotiales, Sclerotiniaceae.
AUGAUGGAAUCAGACACCGCCGAAGUUUCAGAGAAGCUCAUCUUUGAUACCAAAGGCGAUGUCCUUCUCGUAUUUGCGCGGCACCCUGAGGAUACAGGGGAGGGCGUAGGCUCACCAAAUGGGCCAGCGUCAUUGAAGAGAAAAACUCCCGAUGAUACUUCCAGCACCAUCGCUAUGCUUCUUUCUUUAGAACAUUUAACACUUGCAUCGCCUGUCUUCGAAGCAAUGGUUGGCGAUGAUAGAUUUAAGGAAGGGGCCGAGUUACUUGCGUGUGGAAAAGUUGAAAUUAAGCUGCCUGGUGACGAUCCUGAGGCCUUCGCAAUCGUAGCCAAUGUCAUUCACCACCGCAAUAAAAUGGUUCCCGAAAAUAUCAGCUUUCAGUUCUUCGUAAAAGUGGCGAUCCUUACAGAGAAAUAUCAAUUAUUUGGUGCAAUGCGGUGGGUUUCCAAAGAAUGGUUCGAUAAUCUGUCUUGCUCCAUUCACAAUAAAUUUAGUAAUAUAUAUCCGCUCAUCUUCACGUCGUUGGUCUUUGGCAACGCCCACGUGUUUGAGAGGCACACGCGGAGGGCAAUCUUACACUCUAAAGGCAAUUUUGGUGCUAAUAUGAAGGAUGACUAUUACUCUCGCCCCUCAAUCAUUGAUGCAAUCAAGGCAGCCCGUACGCAAGCUUUGUCUGAUAUAUUUGAUGCGCUCAACAGUUUUACCAAGCGAGGAAUUGAGCCUCUGCCAUCUUGCAACGACCCACACGAUACAUGCGGGAUCGUGACUACUGGCUCUUUUCUAAAAAGUGUUGGUAUCAAUAUAGGCUGGCCAUUUUCUCCUGCGCCAUAUACCGGGACGAAUAUCUUCAAUCUUCAUAAAUGCAUCUCCAAACUCAAAAUCCGAACCUGGUGUGCAGAUUUAAAAGAAUUCAGUACACGGAGCGGACCUUUCGUACUGGAUAAAGGGUGUGCAAAUCAACAGAUGUUCACAGAGAUGAUCGAGGUACAGAUCAAGGAGCUCGAAAGGAAGAUUGUUGGUUUGAAUAUCGAAGAGUUCCAGCACAUAACAUAGCGAAAGGACAUUUGAUAUUCUGUGACUACCUCUUGAUAUCAAUGGACUAUGGCAACAAGACGGCGAGAAUAGCACUUGGAUGGUGGGGAUCGAUACUAUUUGGAUUUCUUCUACCCGAUUUGACGAAAUUCGCAUUGUCGUAUACGCACAGCCCAUCAAAUGGGAACGGCUCGAGAGAAACAUGCAGCAUUGGUUUACGUCAAAAUUCAUAAUAUACGAGGCCAGGAGAGUCGAAUGCGUCACAUAUCUUUGUAACAACUUGACAAAUACAGCCUUGAGAAUCAUCACUUCUACCUCACCAAUUUUCAAAUUUCUACCAUGGAACGACAUCGCCAGUAACACUCGUUACAGGUUACUCACCUGGAAACCAUUUCAAGCAUAGCACAUUUUUAUCAAAACUCUUUACUUCUUUCUAUACUCUUCAUCUCAUACGCCAGGUCAGAAAACGCAGCAUGUCUCUUAACACAAGAAGAAUAAUCUGAAUCAGAUUCGUCUCAUAUGAACUUAAUUCUAAACACUUUCAAUAUUCUUACAUACUUUAUUAUAUGCACCUGACUGUUUCGUUCUGGUUGCUUCGCAUUGCUUCACUUCAUCAGUUACCAAGUAUGCGAAAGUAAUACAAUAUCUCAACUUCAUUUUUCUCUCCUCCUGUGUCUUGAGGACCUGAACCUCGCUACACUCGCCCAUCUAUCAUCAUCUUAACCCAUUUAU